Molecule: messenger RNA, 3599 nt
Organism: Uranotaenia lowii
Lineage: Eukaryota; Metazoa; Arthropoda; Insecta; Diptera; Culicidae
Product: zinc finger protein 454-like
Exons: 7
Coding region: 1640-3397 (585 amino acids)
Biological process (GO): regulation of gene expression
Cellular component (GO): nucleus
Molecular function (GO): zinc ion binding
Source: RefSeq, a predicted model, not a curated record
UAGAACAAUCAUUACACCUCCAGGUUCUGUCUGUUGCCUCGAUCGAUCCGGAAACUCCAGCACAGUCAUAGUGAGCCCAUGCAGAGCAACUGUCACAGCCGACAAGAUUGUCAGCGCUGUCCGAACGACUGCACAUGAAGCAGUUGUGCGCAGGUUUCUCAGCCCCAGUGGCCUCGGUUGAUGGGCAUUUAUUAGAUAGUGCAUCGCCUUGAGUGUUGGGCAUGGUAACCAUUUAAUUUUUGAAGAUUGUUGUGGAUAACGUUGAUGCAAAACACCGAUUUUUAAUAGCUGAUGCUUCAAACUGCAAGUAUAUUGAAUUCAUUACAAGUGUCUGAUAAUAAGGUGAUUUAUAUGGUGACUUACAAUUAAAGUGUGCGUUAGUGGUAUAUUUCCACACAAUUUCAAACGGGGCUCGAUGGUUAGCUAAUCUACCUGAUGGUCUAGAAAUUCACGAUCAUAUAUGUAGUUAACCUAAAAGCAUUCAAUCUGUCUAUUUCAGAUGUAAUUUAUCUGUGUUCUUACCGUGUAAAGGUAAACUUUUUCUCUAGUUUCCUUUUUAAAGUGUAGAUUAACUAUUUAGCACUAAUGUAAAUAAACUGUUCUGCGAGGCAGUGGCUGAGGGAAAGUGUAAUUUUGUGAUUUUCAGAAAAUGUGGUUCUAGCGAGUGAUCGUUCGAUGAAGUCGCCGAAACUCACUCAUCAGGUUCUUGGCACAGUGGGUUCGACAACAUCUACCAAUAACAUGCAUUAUCCGAAAAAGUCCACACUAUUCGACGAAUGCUCGAUUUUUGUUGCGAGACGGAUUUUUGGUGGCUGUCGUUGUUGUUGGAAACCUAGGACACUCUCAGGAUCUCCUGAAGAAAACGGGAGACAUUGAGACCGUCUCGAGACGAACCGUCUAGGUCUCCUAGUGUGGACCAUGAUGAAUCUAGAUAUGGUGGUCUCACUUUGGCAAAAAGUAGACGAGGGUUGGAUGCGGCGGUGGGGGCGAAACGCUGCCGAAAUUUGACAGCUGGCUGUUGGCUGGGCUGCUGACUGGCUGGGAAGCCAUGCAGGUGCACUGAUUCUUAUCAAACACGGAGUUCUGCCAAUCGUCAAUAUAUUGCUCAGAUAAAGAUUUCGUCAUGAUUUUUGCAAAUAUAAUCCAUAUAGAAGCGAAAAAAUCCAUCAACAUCCGGUAUAGGAUUAUGGUUAAUUGGUGCAACCUUAAAAGAUCCUUCUUAUUAUCACGGUUAAUCACAGCUAUUUUGGAGCAUCCGAAGAGCGCGGAGUUUUUUGUAAUUAAGAAAAUAAACUAUUAAUAAAACCCAGCUUUCAGUUAGCUGUCAAAACUUUUUCAAUAUGGCUGAACGUGCGAUUCGGCAUGUGAGACCACCAUACUAGAUUCAUCAUGGUCCACACUCGGCAUCCGGCUUGUUUAUGUGCAUGUUUACAAAUACUGAAGGAAAAGAGGUUUUUCUCGAUAACACCCCAGAUAUUGGAAUUUUGUUAAAAUAUAGUAUAGAAUUAGUUUAGGUAUAGAUAUAAAGGAUUUAGGCACACCCCAAGCGGCUUGACCAAUGAAGUGUUACAGCAAUCAUAAAAAUAGUACACUUAUAAGUAAAUAAAUCAUUCAAUUCAAUUAAAUCAAAGCAAUUGAAAUGGUCGUGUUCGAAUUAGCAUCCUAUCCGGAAGUAUGCCGAAUAUGCCUGCAUUCGAUUCCGGUGAGUUCGGUGAUCCCACUGAAGGAAUAUAAUUCCGAUUUGAACGAUACCGUGGAUCGGUUGAUUAAUUCAGUGGCGUAUACUGUUCCGAAGAACGUAGAACAUCUGUUUCCGCAACAAGUUUGUGAAAAGUGCUACACAUCGUUGGAGUCCUUUAUUACUUUUCGGUCAAAUAUGAUUCUUUUCCAUCAGUUCAUGGAAGCAUUGGUAGAGGUGAAACAAGCUAACACCAGUCCGAUCAAAAAUCUGUUUCAGAAACGACCGGAAGUUGUGGGAUUACUCCAAACAUUGAAUCUGUGCAAUAAAGAAAAAGCUUCCGUCGAUGAUUUACUGGAUGAGUUUCCCAGCUAUAGGCUGGCUCAGCUACCAGCCAAAUACGAACUGCAUUCAGAAGGAAUCAAGAAGGAGCGCAAGGAUGAUGCUGAUGAUUUCGAGUCUUUAUCGGAAAUAAUUCCAGAAUCAUUUGGAACUACUGAAUUGGUUAUAAAACUAGAUCCUAUGGAAGCACUGAUGGACGGACAUAGUACAGAAUCGCAUUCCCCGCGGAAUGACAAUUUCGAUGAUCUUGCAGAAGAUCGAGAAUUCUCGGAAAACGAAUCGGAAACGAGCGCCAAACACACGCCUAAGGUCAAAGUAAAACGAAAAAUAGAUCGAUCCAAAAACGCACCUAAAAAGAUGAAAACUGUUUAUGAAUGUCCCAAUUGUGAUUUUAAAACUACGUACAAGCGAAAAUUUCAAAGGCACGGAAAGACUCAUCUAAAGAAGGAAAUAAAACGAUUCGUCUGUCGAGAGUCCGGUUGCACGGAGGUGUUUUCCGAGUCCCGGGAAUAUCUCGCCCACAGAGCCAACCACCGGCUGUUCACGUGCGAAUACUGUGGCAGCCAAUUCAAAACGGCCAGUGACCUCAAAAGCCACUUGCUGCUACACGAAGGCAAACCGAUAUUCCGCUGCGAGUAUUGCGACUAUACGGCAGUCAAAAGGGAAUAUGUAAGGCACCAUGUGCGCAAUCAGCACGCCAAAACUAAUUCGUUCAAAUGCAACGUAUGCGACUUGAUUUUCGCGCGGAAAAAUACUAUGACAAACCACAUGAAUAUUCACACAAAAGAAAAAACCUAUACCUGUACGAUAUGUGAGAAGGUAUUCUACGUCGAAAGUUAUUUGAAGAAACACGUCGCAACUGUACACGAGAAGACGCGAAGAACCUGUGAAUACUGUUCGAGGGACUUCAGCAAGAAGGAAGUGCUUAUCGAUCACAUCGAGAAGGAUCACGGGAUUCAAAAGCGCUUCAUUUGUGAUAUCUGUUUGGACGUAUCACCGUCGCAGUCUGCGUUAGAUGCUCACAGAAAGCGUCAUGAGAAUCCCAAGCAUUUAGAAUGCGGCCGUUGCUUAACUGCACACACCACACAAGAAUCUUUGGACAAUCAUCUCUGCAUAACCUACAGGGAGAAUUAUUUUUGCUGUGGCAGAGACCGACGUCACCAUAUGACCUAUAACAAGCACAUGUAUCAAGCUCACAGUAUGCGUACAAAUGUGAGGGUGAAACCUGUACCCGGCGAAUUGAUGGGUGUAGCAAGAGCAAAAAGGAAACGUGUAGAAAGCUGUUCAUCUUGUGAGAUGAUAUUCGAAACCAGAGCGUUGAAGAAAAAACACAUGGAAACUUGCAGAGCAGCUAUCGAAAGUGCAGCCUUAAGUUAAACAACGAGUACGGCUGAAGAAAUCCUACAAUAUAAUUUUGAGUCGUUUACUUCUGAGAUAGGAGUUCUUCGAAAUCUUCCGAACGCGAAGGUUUAAAAUUCGAAAAACGUUAUCAAGUGUUUUUAUGUCAUAAUAGCUCGAUGAUGUGUACUGCAAUGUUUAAAUUUUUUUAAAUGCGUGAACUUUGCUGGUAUCAUGAGGG